AUGGUAAUAGUAGCAAAGAACGUUGAUGUAACCGCCAGUACCUUUAAUAGCAUUGAUAACAAUUCUGUUGACUAUAACAGUGUUAAUAGAACUAUGAUACAAGAUACUACUAGUGUUAAUUUUUGUACAACAACAACAACAACAACUAGGUCGAAACAACUGGAAGAAAAUAUUUUAGGAGCCCAAUGCACUGAUUUAUCUGAAAUUCUUAAACAAUGGCGAAAUAAAAUAAUUGUACAGAAUGUAGGAAGAAAGAAUUUUUUAGAAAGUAAUGUAGAAUUAGUAAAUAUGGAUGAAACAGAAUUAGAUUCGAGGACUAUUCCUAUGGGGGAUCACAAAGUCAGUUAUCCAUAUCCUUUCAUAGAUGAUAUUCAUCCUUAUUUUUGCGACGAUUUUUUACCUAUAAAUAAACCGCACCAUAGACUUGUUAGAAAUUUAAAAUCAAUUAGUUACGAAUCCAAUUUAAGAUCGAAUCGUAAGAAAUCGAAAAGGGCAAGGAGAUCGUCGAAUUUAUUUUUUCGUGGUAAGAGAAGAAGAUCGAAUCAUAGUUCUAUGUUCAGUGAAGAUUUUAAAUUUCGAAAUGAUUGGAACAAGACAUUUUUAUUAACAAGAUUAUUAGAACUGCCAUUUUUAAAAAGUACUACAAGGAGAAAUGUGGACCUACAGCAAAUUUUACGAUUACCAGUCACCCAGAAAACAGUUGGUUUCGUUAAGAAAAGAAGAAAACGAGAUAUUAGAAGGAGAAGAGAUAUUGAAACGACUAAUACAAUUACUGAGCAUAAGGAAGUGACCGCAUAUGUCGAUGCGUUAAAUAUCCUUACGACAGGAACACCGCAUGUUGAGUCACAGUUAACAUACAAUACUGAAUAUCAACAUGAAAUAGAUAUUUUACAAACAACCCUGAGUUGGGUAGAUCAGCAUCUACUUAGCACAACUAUGGUCCCAACUACAUUAGAAACAUUUUUGGCAAGUGAAGAUGAAUCGACCGAAGAACCUGAGGAAUUUCAUGAUAAGGAAUAUGAAGAAGAUUAUAAGGAAUCGUACGAUUAUGAUGAUGUAGAAUCUACUACAGAAUCUCCGGGAUGGUAUGAAUACGAAGAUACAACGACUACCACAAAAGAGAUUACCACAACUACGAUGCUUCCAAUUGUAACUGUAACAAAUAUUUUAACAACUACUUUAAUGUCAACAACUACAACAUCUACCACGACCGUAGCUCCAACAACAAAAGUUGAAACUGCAAUUGAAAAAAUUAUAACUACGCCUUUAACAACAACAUUAGAAACUACUACUGAAGAAAGUAUAACCACAAUAUUAACAACAUCAGAAGCGACGACUAUGGAAUCUACUGUUUUACCUAUUACCACAAUCACAGUAGUACCAACCACCACUUUAAUGGCUACUACUAAAGAAAAAACAACUGCAACAACGGAAUCAGUUGAAGUACCCACAACUAUAACCAGGUUACUUACGACAAUACCAGAAACUACGACUAAAGAAAGCACAACUACAGAAGUAACAACAGUAACAGCAGAAUCAACAACGACUGCAUCUUCCACUACUAUGGUAAAACUAACUACACUUGAGGAAAGUACGACCAUUUCUUCAACAACCGUUGUAGAAGAAACAAUACAGGAACCAACUACUAGAAUUACUACAAUAUUGCCAACAACGAUAUCGAAAUUUACUACGGAAGAAACAACGACUGAAGAGACAGAAAUCACAACACAGAUAACAGAGACAGAGCAGACGUCUUCUACUAUUACAACUACAGUAGCUCCAACAACAAUAGCAAUAACUACCACUGCAAAAAUGGCUACUACUACCCCAACCAGGAGACCCACGACAUUACCAGCGACAACUACAAAGAAAAGUACCACUACGGCAAGAAGAACUACAUUUACAUCAGAGGAAACACCUACGGCAUCAACAGUACAACCCGCCACCACCAUACGCACAGUGUCACCAACAACAGUAACAACUACUAUAGAGGAAAGCACUACCGUAGCAACAACCACCACAACUGAAGUGGUUACGACAGAAUCGUCAACAUUUCCCACCACGAUUACUACGACAGAAAGAACAACUACGGAGCCCACUGUUGUGCCAACUACCCCAGUUACAACAGUUCCGACGACAGUAAAGACUACACGAACAGAAGCGACCAUGACAGAACUUACAAGGGUUGCAUCGACUUCGGUGGAAGUAACAACUACUAAAGAAAAGACAACGGCAAAACCCACUGUUCCAUCAACCACAACAACCAUUAAACCUGUAACAACAAUAGCAGUAACCACUAGUGCGGAAGAAUCAACUACAACAGCCGAAAUCACAACACCUGAAGAAAUAACGACAGAAUCCACGAAGACUGCUAUCACCACGUCCACAGAAGCAACAACAACUACUGAGAAGAGUACAACCACCACUAUUAUCACAACAAUUGAAGUCACAACCACGGAGCCUAAUACUCCUCCCACUACCACAACUACAGUAGCUCCGACAACAGGAACAGUUAGUAGUACUAUAGAAACUACCACUACAACUGAAAUUACGACAACAGAAUCCACAGAGCUAUCAACAACCACAGAUACAAAAGUUCCAACUACAGUACCAUCCACAACUACCGAAGAAUCGACAACUACUGAAUCUACUGUUGCACCUACUACCACAGUCACAAUAGCUCCAACUACGUUAAGAGCUACCACUUCUGUGGUAACUACUACUAGCGUAGCAACAAGCACAACGAAAACGACGACAACCGAAUCCACGAAAGCACCAACUGCUACUGUGAGAAAAGUUCCAACUACAGUACCAUCUGCAAGUACCGAAAAAUCGACAACGACGGCAGAGACAAUUACAGAAGCUACUGUUCCACCCCCUACCACCAUCACAGUAGCGUUGACUACAGUAAUAGCUGCCACAACUACUGAAACUACCAGUACCAUAGUACCAACGACGGCUGAAGUGACAACGACAUCUACAGAAGUUCCAUCCACGGUACCAGCUACUACUACUGCGGAGAGUACAUCUAGCAUAAUUACAACAACCACAGUAGAGGAAGCAAGUACAGAAGCUACCAUUCCACCCCCUACCACAAUCACAGUAGCUCCGACUACAGUAAUAGUUGCCACUACUACUGAAACUACCAGUACUAUAGCACCAACGACGACUGAAGUGACAACAUCUACAGAAGCUCCAUCCACGGUACCAGCUACUACUACUGAGGAGAGUACAUCUACAAUAAUUACAACAACCACAGUAGAGGAAACAAGUACGAAAGCUACCACUCCACCCCCUACUACAACCACAGUAGCUCCGACUACAGUAAUAGCUGCAACUACUACUGAAAUUACCAGUACUAUAGCACCAACGACGACUGAACUGAUAGCGACAUCAACAGAAGCUCCAUCCACGGUACCAGCUACUACUAUCGUGGAGAGAACAUCGACCAUAGUAACAACAACCACAGUAGAGGAAACAAGUACAGAAGCUACCAGUCCACCCCCUACCACCAUCACAGUAGCUCCGACUACAGUAAUAGCUACCACUAUUACUGAAACUACCAGUACCAUAGCACCAACAACGACUGAAGUGAUAAUGACAUCUGCAGAAGUUCCAUCCACGGUACCAGCUACUACUACUGAGCAGAGUACAUCUACCAUAAUUACAACAACCACAGUAGAGGAAACAAGUACAGAAGCUACCACUCCACCCCCGACUACAAUCACAGUAGCUCCGACUACAGUAAUAGCUACCACUACUACUGAAACUACCAGUACUAUAGCACCAACGACGACUGAAGUGACAACGACAUCUACAGAAGCUCCAUCCACGGUACCACCUACUACUACUGAGGAGAGUACAUCUACCAUAAUUACUACAACUACGGUAGAGGAAACAAGUACAGAAGCUACCACUCCACCCCCUACUACAAUCACAGUAGCUCCGACUACAGUAAUAGCUACCACUACUACUGAAACUACCAGUACGAUAGCACCAACGACGACUGAAGUGACAACGACAUCUACAGAAGCUCCAUCCACGGUACCAGCUACUACUACUGAGGAGAGUACAUCGACCACAAUUACUACAUCCACAGUAGAAGAAACAAGUACAGAAGCUACCAGUCCACCCCCUACCACAAUCACAGUAGCUCCGACUACAGUAACAGCUGCCACUACUACUGAAACUACCAGUACUAUAGCACCAAUGACGACUGAAGUGACAACAUCUACAGAAGCUCCAUCCACGGUACCAGCUACUACUACUGAGGAGAGUACAUCUACCAUAAUUACAACAACCACAGUAGAGGAAACAAGUACAGAAGCUACCACUCCACCCUCGACUACAAUCACAGUAGCUCCGACUACAGUAAUAGCUGCCACUACUACUGAAACUACCAGUACCAUAGUACCAACGACGGCUGAAGUGAUAACGACAUCUACAGAAGCUACAUCCACGGUACCAGCCACUACUACUGAGGAGAGUACAUCUACCAUAAUUACAACAACCACAGUAGAGGAAACAAGUACAGAAGCUACCACUCCACCCUCGACUACAAUCACAGUAGCUCCGACUACAGUAAUAGCUGCCACUACUACUGAAACUACCAGUACGAUAGCACCAACGACGACUACUACUACUGAGGAGAGUACAUCUACCAUAAUUACUACAACUACGGUAGAGGAAACAAGUACAGAAGCUACCACUCCACCCCCUACUACAAUCACAGUAGCUCCGACUACAGUAAUAGCUACCACUACUACUGAAACUACCAGUACUAUAGCACCAACGACGACUGAAGUGACAACGACAUCUACAGAAGCUCCAUCCACGGUACCACCUACUACUACUGAGGAGAGUACAUCGACCACUAUUACUACAUCCACAGUAGAAGAAACAAGUACAGAAGCUACCAUUCCACCCCCUACCACAAUCACAGUAGCUCCGACUACAGUAACAGCUGCCACUACUACUGAAACUACCAGUACUAUAGCACCAAUGACGACUGAAGUGACAACAUCUACAGAAGCUCCAUCCACGGUACCAGCUACUACUACUGAGGAGAGUACAUCGACCACAAUUACUACAUCCACAGUAGUGGGAACAAGUACAGAAGCUACCAGUCCACCCCCUGCCACCGUCACCGGAGCUCCGACUACAGUAGUGGCUACUUCUGCUACUGAAACUACCAGUACCAUACCACCAACGACGACUGAAGUGAGAACGGCAAAAUCUACAGAAGCUCCAUCCACGGUACCAGCUACUACUACUGAGGAGAGUACAUCUACCAUAAUUACUACAACUACGGUAGAGGAAACAAGUACAGAAGCUACCACUCCACCCCCUACUACAAUCACAGUAGCUCCGACUACAGUAAUAGCUACCACUACUACUGAAACUACCAGUACUAUAGCACCAACGACGACUGAAGUGACAACGACAUCUACAGAAGCUCCAUCCACGGUACCAGCUACUACUACUGAGGAGAGUACAUCUACCAUAAUUACUACAACUACGGUAGAGGAAACAAGUACAGAAGCUACCACUCCACCCCCUACUACAAUCACAGUAGCUCCGACUACAGUAAUAGCUACCACUACUACUGAAACUACCAGUACGAUAGCACCAACGACGACUGAAGUGACAACGACAUCUACAGAAGCUCCAUCCACGGUACCAGCUACUACUACUGAGGAGAGUACAUCGACCACAAUUACUACAUCCACAGUAGAAGAAACAAGUACAGAAGCUACCAUUCCACCCCCUACCACAAUCACAGUAGCUCCGACUACAGUAACAGCUGCCAUUACUACUGAAACUACCAGUACUAUAGCACCAAUGACGACUGAAGUGACAACAUCUACAGAAGCUCCAUCCACGGUACCAACUACUACUACUGAGGAGAGUACAUCGACCACAAUUACUACAUCCACAGUAGAAGAAACAAGUACAGAAGCUACCAUUCCACCCCCUACCACAAUCACAGUAGCUCCGACUACAGUAACAGCUGCCAUUACUACUGAAACUACCAGUACCAUACCACCAACGACGACUGAAGUGAGAACGGCAAAAUCUACAGAAGCUCCAUCCACGGUACCAGCUACUACUACUGAGGAGAGUACAUCUACCAUAAUUACAACAACCACAGUAGAGGAAACAAGUACAGAAGCUACCAUUCCACCCCCUACCACAAUCACAGUAGCUCCGACUACAGUAACAGCUGCCAUUACUACUGAAACUACCAGUACUAUAGCACCAAUGACGACUGAAGUGACAACAUCUACAGAAGCUCCAUCCACGGUACCAGCUACUACUACUGAGGAGAGUACAUCUACCAUAAUUACAACAACCACAGUAGAGGAAACAAGUACAGAAGCUACCACUCCACCCUCGACUACAAUCACAGUAGGUCCGACUACAGUAAUAGCUGCCACUACUACUGAAACUACCAGUACGAUAGCACCAACGACGACUGAAGUGACAACGACAUCUACAGAAGCUCCAUCCACGGUACUAGCUACCACUACUGAGGAGAGUACAUCUACCAUAAUUACAACAAUCACAGUAGAGGAAACAAGUACAGAAGCUACCACUCCACCCUCGACUACAAUCACAGUAGCUCCGACUACAGUAAUAGCUGCCACUACUACUGAAACUACCAGUACGAUAGCACCAACGACGACUGAAGUGACAACGACAUCUACAGAAGCUCCAUCCACGGUACCAGCUACUACUACUGAGGAGAGUACAUCGACCACAAUUACUACAUCCACAGUAGAAGAAACAAGUACAGAAGCUACCAUUCCACCCCCUACCACAAUCACAGUAGCUCCGACUACAGUAACAGCUGCCAUUACUACUGAAACUACCAGUACUAUAGCACCAAUGACGACUGAAGUGACAACAUCUACAGAAGCUCCAUCCACGGUACCAGCUACUACUACUGAGGAGAGUACAUCUACCAUAAUUACAACAACCACAGUAGAGGAAACAAGUACGGAAGCUACCACUCCACCCCCUACUACAUUCACAGUAGCUCCGACUACAGUAAUAGCUGCCACUACUACUGAAACUACCAGUACCAUAGUACCAACGACGGCUGAAGUGAUAACGACAUCUACAGAAGCUACAUCCACGGUACCAGCCACUACUACUGAGGAGAGUACAUCUACCAUAAUUACAACAACCACAGUAGAGGAAACAAGUACAGAAGCUACCACUCCACCCUCGACUACAAUCACAGUAGCUCCGACUACAGUAAUAGCUGCCACUACUACUGAAACUACCAGUACGAUAGCACCAACGACGACUGAAGUGACAACGACAUCUACAGAAGCUCCAUCCACGGUACCAGCUACUACUACUGAGGAGAGUACAUCGACCACAAUUACUACAUCCACAGUAGAAGAAACAAGUACAGAAGCUACCAUUCCACCCCCUACCACAAUCACAGUAGCUCCGACUACAGUAACAGCUGCCAUUACUACUGAAACUACCAGUACUAUAGCACCAAUGACGACUGAAGUGACAACAUCUACAGAAGCUCCAUCCACGGUACCAGCUACUACUACUGAGGAGAGUACAUCUACCAUAAUUACAACAACCACAGUAGAGGAAACAAGUACGGAAGCUACCACUCCACCCCCUACUACAUUCACAGUAGCUCCGACUACAGUAAUAGCUGCCACUACUACUGAAACUACCAGUACGAUAGCACCAACGACGAGUGAAGUGACAACGACAUCUACAGAAGCUCCAUCCACGGUACCAGCUACUACUACUGAGGAGAGUACAUCUACCAUAAUUACAACAACUACGGUAGAGGAAACAAGUACAGAAGCUACCACCCCACCCUCGACUACAAUCACAGUAGCUCCGACUACAGUAAUAGCUGCCACUACUACUGAAACUACCAGUACGAUAGCACCAACGACGACUGAAGUGACAACGACAUCUACAGAAGCUCCAUCCACGGUACCAGCUACUACUACUGAGGAGAGUACAUCUACCAUAAUUACAACAACCACAGUAGAGGAAACAAGUACAGAAGCUACCACUCCACCCUCGACUACAAUCACAGUAGCUCCGACUACAGUAAUAGCUGCCACUACUACUGAAACUACCAGUACGAUAGCACCAACGACGAGUGAAGUGACAACGACAUCUACAGAAGCUCCAUCCACGGUACCAGCUACUACUACUGAGGAGAGUACAUCUACCAUAAUUACAACAACCACAGUAGAGGAAACAAGUACAGAAGCUACCACUCCACCCUCGACUACAAUCACAGUAGGUCCGACUACAGUAAUAGCUGCCACUACUACUGAAACUACCAGUACGAUAGCACCAACGACGACUGAAGUGACAACGACAUCUACAGAAGCUCCAUCCACGGUACCAGCUACUACUACUGAGGAGAGUACAUCGACCAUAAUUACUACAUCCACUGUAGAAGAAACAAGUACAGAAGCUACCAUUCCACCCCCUUCGACAAUCACAGUAGUUCCGACUACAGUAGUAGCUGUUACGACUACUACUGAAACUCCCAGUACCAUAGCACCAGAAGAGUCAAGCACAGAAUCUACUAUAUCACCCACUACCCCUUCCACAAUAACUCCGUCGUCAGUAGUAUCAAUCACUACUGUGGAAAUCAUAACUACUGUAGCAGCAACACCUGAAGUGGUAACUACGGAACCCACGGAAACUUCUAUGACAUUCACAGAAAGUACAUCCACAGUGCAUGCAACAACUACGAUGGCACCUACUACUAUAGCGACAGUAUCUCCAACAACUCUACCAGUGAUCCCUACUGAAGAAACAACAAGACUAGCCUUACCCACCUUAACUGAAUUAAUCACGACAGAAUCUACGAUGCGUAUUACUAUCACACCUGUAGAAGUUCCAACUUCAAUCCCAGUAGCUACUAUCGCAGAAAUUACAACUACCAUGAUUAUGACCACCAUAAUAGAAGAAAUUACUACAGAAUCUCCUAUUCUGCCCACUACACCAUCUGCAGUAUUUCCAACAGCAGUAACUGCUACCACUGCUAAAGAAUUAGUAUCUACUACCGUAGCAAUAACUACUGGAACCGAAAUUGUUACGACAGAAUGGACAAUGUCUCUUGCAACUACAGCAACAGAACCUUCAACCACUACUGAAGAAAGUACAACUAUCACGAUUGUUACAGCUACAACAGAGGAGGCUACGACGGAAUUUAUUGUUCCACCUAUUGUCACGUCUACAGUAUCUCCAAGUAUAAUAUUAACAACACCAAUGGUUGCAUUAUUCACAGAGUUUACUGGAACUUCUUCUGAAACUCUCAUUGAAAGUGUACCUACCACCAUCUCAACAACCGCGUUGGUAACAACAGCCAGUGAAGUUUUGGUCACUCCUUUGAAAACAAUGACUGUUAUGACAACAACGGAAUUUACUUCAAGUACAUCAACACCAUCAACAGAAACAUUAGAACUUACAACAGAACUAUUUACUACUACUACUAGCAUUCAUUUAUUACCAACCACUACUACUUUCUUUGUACCGCUGACAACCUUUACAACUUUACAAAUGACUACAUGGCGGGCCACACCUAAAACAGUCAGGAUAUCAACAUUAAAAACAACUACACCUUUCAAAGAAGAAAUAACAGAAUAUCUUGAAAUGACAGAAACAUUUCAUGAUAUAGAAUUAGAAAAGGAAUAUGAAGAAGAAUAUGAAGAAGAAGUAACUACUACAGAAUAUCCAACAUGGUAUGACUAUGAAGAAGAAACAACUACUACUAAAUUCAUACCAGAAAGAACUACAAAGUCCACUUCACCUAAGAAAAUUACAAAGACUACGAAAUCAAGUACCAAAAGAACAACCUUGACGAGUGUAAAAUAUACGACUGCUGUUAUUUCAUCCAUGCCAACUACAGAAAUCAGAGAAAUAACAACUGAAUCACCAUUCGUUAGUACUGAAACAACAGAACCUGCAACAGAAUUUGCAACUACGGAAUCUACAUCAAUUAAUAUAACUACUGAAACAACUCUAUCUAUGGAAGUUGAGGUUGCUUCAUCGUUACUAACUACAGGAAUAACAGAAGCAACGUCCCCAUCGAUUCUUACCGAAGCAACCGAAUCUACAACUAAAUCUAUAACUACAGAACCUUGGCUAGCUAAUCUAACAACUGAAACGACCGAAACAGUUACAUCUCUCGAGGCUGUAGUUACUUUGUCUAUACCAGUUACAAAAAUUACAGAAGAAACUACAGAAUCUACAACCGAGCUAACAACUACAACUACAGAGUCCUUACCAAGUGUCCUAACUACUGAACCGACUGAAAUAACUGCAUCUCUAACAGCUAGUGUUUCUUAUCCGUUACUAACUACAGAAAUAAUAGAAAUAACAACUGAAACUAUAACUACAGAAUCUUUGCCAACCAGUGAAACGUUCGAAACCACUGAACCAACUACAUUUGUCGUCGCUGAAAUUACUUCACCAAUAUUAGUUACGGAAACCACAGAAUUAACUACAGUGCUUACUGAAACAACCGAAUCUACAACUGAAUCUGUAACAACAGAAUUUUCACUAACUAGUGUAACCACUGAAACAACUGCAUCCGUUGCAGUUGAGAUUAUUUCUGAGACACCUACUACGGAAAUUACAGAAAUAACUUCAGAACGUAUUGAAACAACCGCUUCUAUAACUGAAUCUGUAACAACAGAAUCUUUACCAACUAAUGCGACCACUGAAACAACUGUAUCCGUCGAAGUCGAGGUUACUUCUGAGACACCUACUACGGAAAUCACAGAAAUAACUUCAGUACUUACCGAAAUAACAGAAUCUACAACUGAAUCUGUAACAACAGAAUUUUUACCAACUAGUUUAACCACUGAAACAACUGCAUCCGUUGCAGUUGAGAUUAUUUCUGAGACACCUACUACGGAAAUUACAGAAAUAACUUCAGUACUUACCGAAACAACAGAAUCUACAACUGAAUCUGUAACAACAGAAUCUUUACCAACUAAUGUGACCACUGAAACAACUGUAUCCGUCGAAGUCGAGGUUACUUCUGAGACACCUACUACGGAAAUCACAGAAGUAACUUCAGUACUUACCGAAAUAACAGAAUCUACAACUGAAUCUGUAACAACAGAAUCUUUACCAAUUAGUGUAACCACUGAAACAACUGCAUCCGUUGCAGUUGAGAGUAUUUCUGAGAUACCUACUACAGAAAUAAUAGAAAUAACAACUGAAACUAUAACUACAGAAUCGUUGCCAACCAGUGAAACGUUCGAAACCACUGAACCAACUACAUUUAUCGAAGGUAAAGUUACUUCACCGAUGUUAAUUACGGAAACCACAGAAUUAACUAUAGUGCUUACUGAAACAACAGAAUCUACAACUGAAUCUGUAACAACAGAAUCUUUACCAACUAAUGCGACCACUGAAACAACUGUAUCCGUUGAAGUCGAGGUUACUUCUGAGACACCUCUUACGGAAAUCACAGAAAUAACUUCAGUACUUACCGAAACAACAGAAUCUACAACUGAAUCUGUAACAACAGAAUCUUUACCAGCUAAUGCAACGACUGAAACAACUGUGCCUCUCAGAACUUUGGUUAGUUCACCGUUACCAGUAACGGAGCUCACAGAAGUAACAACAGAAUCUUCAUCUGCCGGCAUUGAAACCGCAGCAUUUACGACUGAGUUUACAAGUGAAAGCACAGAGAGUUUAUCUACUAGUCCCAUUACUGAAACAACGGAAACAACGAUGUCUAUCGAAGCAGAAGUUAGUCCACUAUCAACAACCACAAAAAGUACAGAAAUAGCAACAGAAUCUUUAUUUACUGCUGCUGAAACAUCAGAAUCAACACCCAUUGAAACAACAGCAACAACGUUGUCUUCCGAAACAGUCGCUUCAUCAUUCCAGACUACCGAGCUCUCGGAAAUAACUACAGAAUCUCCAUCAGUUACAACUGAAGCAACAAAAUCUACGCCAGAAUUUGUAACUACAACUACGGAGUUUAUUUUUACUAAUCUAACCAUAGAAACAACUGAAACAACUCUGCCUACAAUAGAAAACAUUACUCUACCGUUACCAACAAUAGAAAUCACAGAAGAAUCUACCGAAUUCAAAACAACUGUACCUACAGUGGAGCUAAUGAAUAUAACUGCAGAAACCUUACCUACUUAUAUUACCACUGAAACAACUGAAACAACACGUACAUCUUUAGAGAUAGUAUUAAUCACUAUCCCUGUACCUGAAAAAGUUACCACAAUUUCUGUUGUUACAUUUGUAAACGAAACUGUAACUUCCGCAACAGAACUGCCAUCAACAAUUUCUAUAACAACAACAUUUCCUUUAGUUAAUUUGACCACAGAAUUUACCAGCCUCAGUGACAACAAAAUUGUUUGGAACAAGCACGUCAGCUGCAGAGAUAUCAACUGUCGAGACAACUGA
Molecule: messenger RNA, 12444 nt
Organism: Osmia bicornis bicornis
Lineage: Eukaryota; Metazoa; Arthropoda; Insecta; Hymenoptera; Megachilidae
Exons: 6
Coding region: 1-12444 (4147 amino acids)
Source: RefSeq, a predicted model, not a curated record